Molecule: messenger RNA, 3405 nt
Organism: Durusdinium trenchii
Lineage: Eukaryota; Dinophyceae; Suessiales; Symbiodiniaceae
Source: the annotation of a GenBank genome assembly
AUGCGCACAGCCGGCGCUGUCGCUCAGAACAUUGCAGCCGGCAGCGAUACCCAAGUUUUGCUUUCGACUGCCAGUGACACUCCGAAGUUGCAACGAGAUUGCCUCUCUAUCUUGGAAUCCGUCUACCAGCUCAGGCACUUCAAAGCCUCUGAUGUGCACUCGAGCGAUUGCGGGCUGUUGAAGGUUGAAUCCGGUCUCUACCCAUGGCCCAUCCUGUGGGGUGGGACAUUUAAAGAAAUCGCCCAGAGGUGCUGGGAAAGUCCUGAUCGAGUGAUUGAAGAAAGCGCUGCGCUAGCUGCGCGAGUUGGCCUUCUGGAUGCAAAGGACCCAGACGAAUUUGUCCGUGAAUUCUGCAAAGUGGACGCUUGGCCACCUGAGCCCGGUGAAGCUUUCUGGACCUCUGUCACCUCCUGGAGCUUCAGCGACCAAUCCUUCUGGCGCGGCAAAGCCAUAGCAAUGUCGGAGGUCAUGACCUUUGCCCGCUCCAUCGCAUCAAGCCGUUUUCGUGAGGGAGAAACUGUGACGGUGAGAUUGCCUGUUGACGGCCUCAAGCCCGUCAACCUGGCCAUCAACUGCCUGCGAUUCCAGGAUGGCUCACAGAAAUGUUUGGGCGCCUUCAUGACUUGGCUGUGCUUGAUGUUGGCUUCGAAGUUGGAGCCCGAUGAUUCUGAAGUGACCAAAGGGCCAGUUGUGACCCUAGCAUCUUCUUUGCUUCGGUUGAGAACAAUUGUGAAGGGGUCUAUGGCAGCUGCCGAUGAAAUUGACAGCACGAUUCAUCAAAUCGUGAAGCAAAACAUUGACAGCAAGGUACAGCCAGUUUCUUCACUGACGUGGGCGUCGAUCUUGAGUGCUGUCUCCGACGCUGCCAACUUUGACCAAUGCAUGGAGAAAUACAAUCGGCACCCGGAAGUGCAAUCUUUCGAGGCCACCAACAGCUCUCCUAUCUCAUUGGACAACAAGAAGCGCCAGGCUGUACGAGGCCUGCUGGAAGCCACUUCGCCGGCUGCCUUCGAUGUCCUUACGCAAUCCACACAUGAUGCAGCGUGGGCGCAAGGGCCCUUUGGUGAGGCCUUUGUUGCUUUGCCUUUCAUCUAUUUAGGGUCAGUGGGCAAAUUGGAGAAGGAAAUUGGUGGUCCAAACGCAUGCCUUGAGUCCAUGCCCAACGAGCCCUACGUGACCUUGGAUUGGUCUUUGCCAAUGAGCGAGAAGGGCCAGAUUUACUUCUUCAACCGGGUCCGGUCAUCCUUUGACCGCCUCACUCUCACAGUGAGCUUGGCCCAAAAGAAACGCUACCGACAGUCGCCAGAGGAGUUGAUGCAAACCAGAAACCUGGUGGUCCUGUUCUCACAGAUUGUGGACCACAUGCAGACUCGACUACCACCAGACGAAAUUGCGAAAUGGAUCAAAGAGGUCCAAUGUGGACCUGGGCGUGACGAAGACCUGUUGCACUUGAUCCACAUGCGCCCUGCAACUUUCAGCCUGUCUAUGCUUCUCUCACGCCAGAAUCAGGCGAGGCAAGAUUUGCACGAGUUGGAGUUGAAAAAGGUUGAGGCAGUGGAGAUUCAGCGGCAAGAAGUCACUGCUGCGCAAUGGAAGUUCUUUCAGUCUGCGCUGCAGUCAGACCAAGCUAUCAUCGACAGAGCUCGUCAGGCGCCAAAGCUGGAUGCCUACAUGAGAGUGGUGCAGGUUGACAAGAUCGAGCUUGCCCAGCAAGAAAUCUCGAAGAUGAAGAUGGAGAUUGCAACAUCUUGUGGAGUUGGUUUGGACAGUGUGGCAUGCCUGGGCAUUUGUGACUUCAACAUGCCAACAGCUCGCCAGAAGCAGGUUUGUGGGAACCUCAUCGAGGGAAUUUCGAUCAUCAACAGCUCUGGAAAUCCAUCCUUGAAUUCGACGCUGGCCAUUUUUCCGGAUUACGCGAGGGACUCAUGCCCUCAUGGACUAUAUGAUGAGGAGAAGGCUAUCAUCGAGGGAUGUUUUGGGCUGCGGAUGCAUUUGGACACAAGAUUCAUAGACCUCCACACUCCGCAGCAACGAUCCGAGGGAAAGUCAAGCAUGCGAAGGUUCAGCCAAGGAAGAGUCAUUGUGAACCAAGACACUGUUGCAGCCAACAUUUGGAUGAACUCCGAGUUGAGUGUUUUCGGUCGGCCAAUCAAUGCUGAUGAGCAGUCGGCUGGUGCUCCCACCACAUUGCUGCCAAAGUCCAGCUCGUUGGUGCUGCCCGAGGGAAGUUCGCCCAACUCGGACCUGAAAAUCUCAGAGCGAGUGAGACCAAGUGUUGAGCAGCAGAGCGCCCAGAAGGGUGUUUGUCGUUUUCAGGCGCUCAUUGAAUCAAUGGUGAAGCUAGUCCCGGUUCCUGGCCCUUUGCUCAUCGUGAACAUCACAGGCUAUGUCGAAGAGUGCGCUGCUGCAGCCUUGAACAUCAGAAUCAAGGGGAUGAACGACCCUACCAACUGCAAGUUGGACCCCGCCAAGCUUUACUAUUUGAGCCUUCACUCCACCCAGUCCAGCAGUGGCGUGUCGUACGCCAAAAGCAGAGUUAGCAGGGACAUUUUGGAUGCCUGGUUGGGCAAACGCUUGAGCUUUGAUGGCAAGCGCUUUGAUGAUUCAGCGGCAAAGUACCUCAAUGCCUUGGCCACCGUGAUCGCUGAAAGUUCAACCUCUCCGGCAUCGACUGCAGCUGCUGUAGUGGAGGCUGAAGAUCCUGUGGCCGAUGAUACGGCUGCGCCUGAUGCUUCACCGGCCCCAGACCCGGUGGUAUUUACUUCUGAAGAGGAGUUGAAGAAGGCCGACCAAAUCAAAGAGCGCUGCGCUUCGGAGAUUGCUGGAGUAGAGCUGCUACGUGGUGAAAGUGGCAAGCUCUAUAUUCUUUGCGAGAAGAACAAAGUCUUGUGCAAAUGGAGCGUGCUCGGAGGGUAUGGAACUGGCAAGUUUGUGCCAGAGGGAGAUGCUGCCGAGGGAGUGCUUCUGUCGUGGCCAAAGGGCGACUCCACCUUGAUCCAGCUGGAUCAUUCUUCGAUCCAGCCUGACCAGAACCAUUUCGAGGUGAUGAGCGUCUACAGAAUGCUGGUUCUGCUGGAGAAGACAAAGAAAGUCACAUCAUACCGCAUCUCCUACUCGACAUGCAGCCGAGAAGAUCCUGGAGUAGCAUCGUCCAGGGACAGCUUCAAACUGACCAUCCAAGACAGCCACAAGUAUCGCUGCUUGGAAACUCCUGACGGCAAGAAGUGCACAUGCAAGAGCUGGUUCAGUAAGUCCGUCAAGCAGGUGGCGUCCAGUGAAUUUAUUGAGAGCCUGUUCCGCUUCAGAUUUGAACGGGUUCACAGCAACAUCAAGGUGCAAAAACCUUAUGUCAUUUUGAGCAGUGCCCUUGAGCUGAAAGGAGGCUGCCCUGUCCAAAUUGCUUAG